Messenger RNA from Cavia porcellus (domestic guinea pig), 2301 nucleotides. Its product is annotated as leukocyte immunoglobulin-like receptor subfamily B member 3. NCBI's taxonomy places the organism in Eukaryota, Metazoa, Chordata, Mammalia, Rodentia, Caviidae. Gene Ontology annotation, cellular component: plasma membrane. Gene Ontology annotation, molecular function: inhibitory MHC class I receptor activity. The record is from RefSeq and is a predicted model, not a curated record. The coding region runs from base 266 to 2065 and encodes 599 amino acids. The transcript is spliced from 11 exons. Gene Ontology annotation, biological process: cytokine-mediated signaling pathway.
AGUGAAUCAGCAGUGCUGCCCUGCAUUUCUCCUCCAUGGUGAUUCCCAGGACACAGAUCCAGUGAUCAGUGUGACUCUGUUCUCCUCCAGCUAAGGAAAGGAAAAUCCCAUGUCAGAUGCCUGCCUGCACGUGACCUAGACCUUGCAACACAACGAUCUCACUGAUCCAGAGGGAAGUUCUGCUCAUAGCACUGUCAUAGGCAGUGCUAUGACAAACUAUAGAUGAACACAGCACAGCCUUAAAGCUUCAACACCGCAUUUGUCCAUGGGGCUUGCACAGAUGUGGUCAGCAGUUGGAGAAGACUUGACAUCCACACUCACAGCCCUGCUCUGCCUAGGACUAAGUCUGGGACCCAGGACCCAAGUGCAGGCAGGGAGCCUACCCAAACCUAGGCUCUGGGCUGAACCAGGAUCUUUGAUAAAAAUGGGAGAGACUGUGACCCUCUGGUGUCAGUGGACUCUGGGGGCCCAGGAGUGCCAUCUAUACAAAGAUGGAAGAUUUGCAGGCUCGAAGACAGUGACCUCACAAAACCCCACAAACACUGCCAAGUUCUUCAUUCCUACAAUGACCGAAAACACUGCAGGACGAUAUCACUGUUAUUAUAAGAGUUCUGUUUCCUGGUCACUGUCCAGUGAUACUCUGGAGCUGGUGGUGACAGGAGUCUACAGCAAACCUAGCCUCUCAGCCCUGCCCAGCCCUGUGGUGACCUCAGGAGGGAAGGUGACUCUGCAGUGUGGCUCACAGCAGAGAUUUUACAAGUUUGUUCUGAUCAAUGAAAAGGAGAAUCUCUCAUGGACCCAAGUCUCAUGGCAAGGCCCCAGUGGGGAGGCCCAGGCCCUGAUCACUUUGGGCCCUGUGACCCCCAAACACAGGUGGUGGUUCAGAUGCUAUGGCUAUAACAGUAAUAAACCCCAGGCAUGGUCAGAGUCCAGUAACUCCUUGGAGCUCCUAAUCCCAGGACUGUCUGGGAAACCCUCCCUCCUGACACAGCAGGGCCCUGUCCUGGAACCUGGAUACAACCUGACCCUCCAGUGUCGCUCUGACCUCAGCUAUGACAGAUUCACCCUGUCCAAGGAGGGGGCAGGUGACCUUCUCCAGCACCCUAGCCAGAAAGCCCUGGCUGGGUUCUCUCACGCCCACUUCCACCUGGGCCCUGGGAGCAGCUCCCAUGGAGGCCGCUACAGAUGUUAUGGUGGACACAGCCUCUCCUCUGAGUGGUCAGCCCCCAGUGACCCUCUAGACAUCCUGAUCACAGGACAGCUCCCUGUCACACCAUCCCUCUGGGUGCAGCCAGGACCCACAGUGUCCACAGGAGAGAACGUGACCCUGCUGUGCCAGUCACAGAUUCCAAUGGACACUUUCCUUCUGUCCAAGGAGGGGGCAGCUGAUACUCCACUGCAUCUGAGAUCAGAGUCCCGAGCUCAACAGUCCCAGGCAGAAUUCUUCCUGGGAGCUGCGAGCUUGAGCCUCCAGGGGAUCUACAGGUGCUAUGGCUCUCAUGACUCAUCUCCAUAUCUACUUUCACACCCCAGUGACACUGUGGAGCUUGUGGUCUCAGGACUGGAAAGGCACCUGAAGAUUCUGAUUGGGGUCUUGGUAGCCACCUUCCUGCUGUUGCUGCCCCUCCUCCUCAUCUUUGGCCUCAGACACUGGCGUCAGGACAAAAGCAGGAAGGCAGGGGCUGUAGGGCCAGUGCCCAAGAACAGAAGACUACAGAAGGAGUCAUUCCUGCCCGAGAACCCUGACUCUCCUGCCUGCCACUCUCAUGGCCAUCUGACACCCACAGAAGUCCCCAGCUCCAGCCUAGCCACUGCCAUCCAAGAAGAAAACCUCUAUGCCACUGUGAAGGACACAAAGCCUGAAGACCAAGUGGACCUGGAUGCUGGGGCUGCUGCACAUGAGGAAACCCAAGAUGUGACCUAUGCCCAGCUGUGCAACUGGAUGCUCAGAGAGGGACCAGAUUCACCUCCUUCCUCCCAGGAUGGGGCCCUCCCAGCAAAAGCCAGUGUGUAUGCUGCCCUGGCACCCACUCUCCCAGGAGCCUUCCCAAAGGAGACUAAGUGAGGCCUCAGCCAGGGACAACACACAGAAACUUCCAGGGAUUCUAGAACCUUCUGAAACUCACCUGACUCUGCUGUCAAACAGUGUUAACAUCUCUGUGUGUUGGAAACAAAAUGAAACAUUCUUCAAUAAUCUCUGAGUGAAGCAAGAAAGAAACGAUGGGAGAGAGUAUGUGAAAUGAUCAGCUGAUGACAGCAGGACACUACAUGCAUAGGAAAUAAAAAGUUAAGAACCAUGGA